Glarea lozoyensis ATCC 20868 is the source of this 549-nucleotide messenger RNA. Its product is annotated as FAD-dependent thiol oxidase. Gene Ontology annotation, molecular function: flavin-dependent sulfhydryl oxidase activity; flavin adenine dinucleotide binding. Bases 1 to 549 code for a protein of 182 amino acids. Gene Ontology annotation, cellular component: mitochondrion. Lineage: Eukaryota; Fungi; Ascomycota; Leotiomycetes; Helotiales; Helotiaceae. The record is from RefSeq and is a predicted model, not a curated record. The transcript has 2 exons.
AUGGCAGAUGAUACGCGGGAAGAAACGAAAACAGCGGCGUCUGUACCGCCGAAGAAAAAUGCAAAAGGGGUGAUAUUGGAUAAAGAUGGGAAACCUUGUCGAACAUGCAACACCCUCUCCCAAUUCCGCAGCGGCACGAAAUCCAUCUCGCACCUCCCCUCCUCCUCCUCCUUCCCCACCAAAUCCCCCUCUUCCACCCCCUCCACCGACGACUGCCCCCCCGACGUCGAACUCCUCGGUCGUUCCUCCUGGACACUCCUCCACUCCAUCACCGCCACCUACCCGGUCGCCCCCUCGCCCACCCAACAGUCCGACGCGAAAACCUUCAUGUCGCUUUUCGGGAAGUUGUAUCCGUGCUGGGUCUGCGCGGAGGACUUCCAGGAUUUCAUGGCCAGGAACAGGGUGAGGACGGAGAGUCGCCAGGCGUUUGGGGAGUGGAUGUGCGAGGCGCACAAUGAGGUUAAUCGGAAGUUGGGGAAGCGGGAGUUUGAUUGUAGUAGGUGGGAAGAGAGGUGGAGGACUGGGUGGAGGGAUGGGAGAUGUGAUUAG